CAAUUCGUUUCGAAGUAAAGACAACGCAUGGUGGCGCUGCAGGCUAAGGCUUCAAAAAAAAAAGGCAACGAAGCCCAUGAAAAGCUACGAGCUACUUCAGAGACCUCUUUCAGCCUAAGGGGAAAGUCCGUUAGCAGAGCACGGACCAGUUUCUCCGGAGAAUGCUAUUCUCCUACAUUUCCGGACAAGUUAUCAACGGGCAGAUCGAUCACUGCCUCCGUCCCAUCGCUCCCUGAAGUAGCACUGACUCCAAUUCCUUGAAAAGGGGGUGUGCAGAAGUAAAGAUGGAGCCUAGAGGAGAGCGCUUUCCUGAACAAAGGCAAGUCCUGAUUCUCCUUCUUUUACUGGAAUUGGCUCUGGCAGGCUGGGAACCCCGUCGCUAUUCUGUGAUGGAGGAAACAGAGAGAGGUUCUUUUGUGGCUAACCUGGCCAAUGACCUAGGGCUGGGAGUGGGGGAGCUAGCAGAGCGGGGAGCCCGGGUAGUUUCUGAGGAUAACGAACAAGGCUUGCAGCUGGAUCUGCAGACCGGGCAGUUGAUAUUAAAUGAGAAGCUGGACCGGGAGAAGCUGUGUGGCCCCACCGAGCCCUGUAUAAUGCACUUCCAAGUGUUACUGAAAAAACCUUUGGAAGUAUUUCGAGCUGAACUACUAGUGAGAGACAUAAAUGAUCAUUCUCCUGAGUUUCCUGAAAGAGAAAUGACCCUGAAAAUCCCAGAAACUAGCUCCCUUGGGACUGUGUUUCCUCUGAAAAAAGCUCGGGACUUGGACGUGGGCAGCAACAACGUUCAAAACUACAAUAUUUCUCCCAAUUCUCAUUUCCAUGUUUCCACUCGCACCCAAGGGGAUGGCAGGAAAUACCCAGAGCUGGUGCUGGACACAGAACUGGAUCGCGAGGAGCAGGCCGAGCUCAGAUUAACCUUGACAGCGGUGGACGGUGGCUCUCCACCCCGAUCUGGCACUGUCCAGAUCCUCAUCUUGGUCUUGGACGUCAAUGACAAUGCCCCGGAGUUUGCGCAGGCGCUCUACGAGGUGCAGGUCCCAGAGAACAGCCCAGUAGGCUCCCUAGUUGUCAAGGUCUCUGCUAGGGAUUUAGACACUGGGACAAAUGGAGAGAUAUCAUACUCCGUUUCUUACAGCUCUCAGGAGAUAAACAAACCUUUUGAGCUAAGCAGCCUUUCAGGAGAAAUUCGACUAAUUAAAAAACUAGAUUUUGAGACAAUGUCCUCAUAUGAUCUAGAUAUAGAGGCAUCUGAUGGUGGGGGACUUUCUGGAAAAUGCUCUGUCUCUGUUAAGGUGCUAGAUGUUAACGAUAACUUCCCAGAACUCAGUAUUUCAUCACUUACCAGCCCUAUUCCCGAGAAUUCUCCAGAGACAGAAGUGGCCCUGUUUAGGAUUCGAGACCGAGACUCUGGGGAAAAUGGAAAAAUGAUUUGCUCAAUUCAGGAUGGUGUUCCUUUUAAGCUAAAACCUUCUGUUGAGAAUUUCUACAGGCUGGUAACAGAAGGGGCGCUGGACAGAGAGACCAGAGCCCAGUACAACAUCACCAUCACCAUCACAGACUUGGGGACCCCAAGGCUGAAAACCGAGCACAGCAUAACCGUGCUGGUCUCCGACGUCAAUGACAACGCCCCCGCCUUCACCCAAACCUCCUACACCCUGUUCGUCCGCGAGAACAACAGCCCCGCCCUGCACAUUGGCAGCGUCAGCGCCACAGACAGAGACUCAGGCACCAACGCCCAGGUCACCUACUCGCUGCUGCCACCCCAGGACCCGCACCUGCCCCUCGCCUCCCUGGUCUCCAUCAACACAGACAACGGCCACCUGUUCGCCCUCCGAUCGCUGGUCAAGGACAAUGGCGAGCCUCCGCGCUCGGCCACCGCCACGUUGCACGUGCUCCUGGUGGACGGCUUCUCCCAGCCCUACCUGCCUCUCCCUGAGGCGGCCCCGGCCCAGGCCCAGGCCGACUCGCUUACCGUCUACCUGGUGGUGGCGUUGGCCUCGGUGUCGUCGCUCUUCCUCUUGUCGAUGCUCCUGUUCGUGGCGGUGCGGCUGUGCAGGAGGAGCAGGGCGGCCUCGGUGGGUCGCUGCUCAGUGCCCGAGGGCCACUUUCCAGGGCAUCUGGUGGACGUGAGCGGCACCGGGACCCUGUCCCAGAGUUAUCAGUAUGAGGUGUGUCUGACUGGAGGCUCUGAAAGUAAUGAUUUCAAGUUCUUGAAGCCUAUAUUACCCAAUAUUCUGAGCCAGGACUCUAGGAGGAAAUCAGAAUAUCUAGAAUAGUGUAGAUAUCUGAAGCUUUCCUAUCGUCUGCUAAUUUUGUCUUCCUCACUUUUCACCUUAGUUUUUUUAACACUUUAGUAAUCUUUAAUUCUACUUUUUAAAAAAAUUUCUGCUAUUGUCUUUAGUAAUGUUACUUAUUUCCUUGGCCUGGUUGUUAAUUAGUUUUCAAAUUAUUGUAUUAUUAUAAAUAUUUUAUAUCAGGAAAUUUCAUAUUUCUGAAUAAAUUAAUAGUAUUCCCAUAUCCCAAAGGGUAAUAUGAAAGUUAACCCCACCUAAUAAACAUAACUCUAAUUUUGAAAGUAUCUGUCACACUAUAUGACACUACAUAAGAAUAUGAUUUUUGAAGUCAUAUUUUAAAGUUUUUUUAAUAGUUUUUCUUAUUUACACAGGUCUGAUUUUUUGAUAAAAGCUCGGGGUGUAAUCAUUUCAUAUUUAUCCACGUGUAAUUUAUUCCAAGCUUCAUAUUUGGAGUAUUGUUUUUUCCAAUAGGGAGCAACAUGGAUAAUUUUAAGCUACUGUUUUCAAGAUCACACUUAUAAGCGUUAGACUUUCAUUCUAAAACACAUGUCAUCUCAUAAAAAUAUAUCUGCAUAAUGUAUUCUUUCUCAUGUAAAUUAACAUAGAAAAGACUGAUGGUUCUUUCUUAUCUCUAUCUAACAUUAUGAUCCUAUCGGGGGGCUGGACAGGCUUUCUAAUACCCACAUUUCCUGUGUUUAAGGUGUUCCUAUAAGGCUAAUAGACACUAGGACCAACUAAUUCAUGUCCUGCAAUUUCCUCUUACCACAGCAGGAAAAUCUUAAUUGAGUCCCAAAUUCUGGGCUUAGAGGAGCUUCCGAUGGUACAGAAUGCCAGCAUCUACUUGUCUUUGGAUGGUGACAUUAUUCUGAUUCAUAAUGAAUUUGAAAGAAAUUACAUUGUAGAACUAAUAUUAGUUAACCAAACAAAAUGUAUUAAAGGAUAUGUUGGUGAAGGAGUUAAAUUAUUUGAGGAAAAACAUCUGCUCUCUUGUCAGGACUUUUCUGUCUCCAGGAGCUUCUCAACUUUGCAGAUACUCUAGAAUCAUAUUGCAUGCAAAAUAAUGACUGCCAAGAUGUUCCUGCCCUAAUCCCCAGAACCUAUGAAUAUGUUACAUUGCAAAGAAAUUAAGGUUCAAACGGAAUUAAGGUUGCCAGUCAGCUAAACUUAAAAUUGGGAGACUCUCCUAGAUAAUCUGGGUGGGUCUAUUUCAAUCAGUGGAAAGGCCAUAAAAGCAGAAUUGAGUCUUCCCUGAGAUGAAAAAGAAAUUUCAUUUAAGGACAGCAGCUUCAGCUUAUGCCCCAGAGUUCCAACCUGCCCCUCCUAACUGCCUGCUGUACAGAUUUUGGACUUGUCUAGGCACCUUUCACAACUGAACAAGUCACUUCCUUGCAAUAAAUUGAUUAC
This is a messenger RNA of Piliocolobus tephrosceles (Ugandan red Colobus), 3698 nucleotides long. It is a transcript of the gene PCDHB15, whose product is annotated as protocadherin beta 15. Gene Ontology annotation, molecular function: calcium ion binding. The record is from RefSeq and is a predicted model, not a curated record. NCBI's taxonomy places the organism in Eukaryota, Metazoa, Chordata, Mammalia, Primates, Cercopithecidae. Gene Ontology annotation, cellular component: plasma membrane. Gene Ontology annotation, biological process: homophilic cell-cell adhesion.